Molecule: messenger RNA, 670 nt
Organism: Trachymyrmex septentrionalis
Lineage: Eukaryota; Metazoa; Arthropoda; Insecta; Hymenoptera; Formicidae
Gene: Pcd
Product: pterin-4-alpha-carbinolamine dehydratase
Exons: 3
Coding region: 193-609 (138 amino acids)
Biological process (GO): tetrahydrobiopterin biosynthetic process
Molecular function (GO): 4-alpha-hydroxytetrahydrobiopterin dehydratase activity
Source: RefSeq, a predicted model, not a curated record
UGAUUAAGCUUGAUACGACAAGACCUUAAAUGCUAAACGAAACAAGAGGUUAUGUUAUAUUAGAAAUUAAUUCGUCUGUCCUAUCUCCCACCGAAAAAAAUUAUUUAUCACGUCCGUUGCACAAUUGCGAUAUCGUGAUACGGCAAGAAAUCGUGUCUUAAAACUACAUAGAGAGCGAGUUUUCGACAUAACAUGAUAGCUGUAUUGACCAGGCGAGCGUGUGGAGGGGAUCACAUUCGAAAGUGCAUAUCGCGCAUUCUGGAUCGCAGAGAUUUAUCCGCCGCUGUCUCGAGAAAAAUCAAGAUGAGUAAACUAUCUCUGGAAGAAAGAGAGCAAAACUUGAGCUCAUUGCUAUCAACGGGAUGGACUGUCCAAGCGAACAGAGAUGCAAUCUACAAGGAGUUUGUAUUCAAAAACUUCAAUGAGGCCUUUGGAUUUAUGACAAGAGUAGCUUUACAGGCUGAAAAAAUGGACCACCAUCCUGAAUGGUUCAAUGUUUACAAUAAAGUAAAUAUUACUUUGUCGUCUCACGACGUGAAUGGAUUGUCACAGAGGGAUGUAAAACUGGCGACCUUUAUAGACAAGGUUGCUGCUCCUACUAGCAACUAAGUUUGAUUCACCUAUAGAUCUGUCAGAGCUCCAUCUGUUGUACACUUAUUAUGCGUGUGUU